UGAACGGACUCCGGCAAGUAAUUACCCAAAGAUCAGUCAGAAUGGCCAGUACUGCAUAUACAGGUCCUCAGCAGCCCCAGGGCGACAAGAAGCCGAGAACGAGAGGGGGAAGAGGCAGACCAAAUGACUCACCAGAAGUCCAACUAUCAAAAUCACUAUCUUACAUCCUGCGACAUGGAGCAGCAAAAGAGGGGCUGGAGAUGCGCGAGGACGGUUAUGUGAUUCUUAAAGACAUUCUGGCACGGCCAAAAUUCAAGAACGUCACAUUCGAAGAGAUCCAGCAUAUUGUCGAAACCAAUGACAAGAAACGAUAUGCCCUACUACCACCAACAGAUCUACAACAAUCAUCACCAGAAGGAUGGAUGAUCAGGGCAAAUCAGGGUCACACAUUGCAGGUUGAAUCGCUCGAACUUUCAGAAAUUACCGAGCCAUUACCGAUCUGCGUACACGGCACGACAAAGAAGCCAUGGGAAGCGAUCAAACAGGAAGGACUGAGCAAGAUGAAGCGAAAUCAUAUUCAUCUUGCUGUCGGCAAGUUUGGCGAGGAAGGUGUGAUCAGCGGUAUGAGGAAGAGCUGUACGGUGUUUGUGUACGUAGAUAUGAAGAAGGCUCUUGAGGCGGGGAUCAAGUUCUACCAGAGUGCAAAUGGAGUGGUCCUGACUGAAGGAAAUGCUGAGGGCAAACUGUCACCUGAGUUCUUCGAGAAAGUCGAGGAUGAUAAGGGUCAAUUGCUGCUGUGAGCGUAUGUACCCGAGAUUUAUGUCUAGAGAACAGCCAAAGGGAACAUCGAAAAGAUCCAAAAACUGCUCUGA
Molecule: messenger RNA, 812 nt
Organism: Saitoella complicata NRRL Y-17804
Lineage: Eukaryota; Fungi; Ascomycota; Saitoellomycetes; Saitoellales; Saitoellaceae
Product: phosphotransferase KptA/Tpt1
Exons: 2
Coding region: 42-740 (232 amino acids)
Biological process (GO): tRNA splicing, via endonucleolytic cleavage and ligation
Molecular function (GO): tRNA 2'-phosphotransferase activity
Source: RefSeq, a predicted model, not a curated record